This is a messenger RNA of Babesia microti strain RI, 606 nucleotides long. Its product is annotated as conserved Plasmodium protein, unknown function. The record is from RefSeq and is a predicted model, not a curated record. The transcript has a single exon. Bases 1 to 606 code for a protein of 201 amino acids. Lineage: Eukaryota; Apicomplexa; Aconoidasida; Piroplasmida; Babesiidae.
AUGGCUCUGGGAAGUAAUAAUAACACCGCCGUACCAAAUCCACUAAAUACUUCAUCUAGUUUGCAAGACUGCGAUUUUGCCACGAGACAUCUUAAAAACUUUCUGUCAAGUGCUGGAAUAUUAGUUAAAUUUCAAAAUGGAUUGGAAAACAACACAUGUGCGUCUUCCUUUAUUAACGAAAAUGCUAAUUCUCGUAGCGACCAUGAUAUAAAGUUAAAUUCUGACAAACUCGUUACCAAUCACAUAUUGGACAAGAUUAAUGGUCCUGCAACCAACUUAGGUGCUAAUUAUAAUGAUAAAAAUAUUCAUGGAGCCCAUGUAUAUGCGGGACCCAUGUGCCAAAAGUUGCCUGCGUCUGAUCAGGCCUCUCCCAUGCCAUUUGUCAACGGCAAGUACGUUUCUAUUCAUGGCUCUAAUGUGUUAUCUAAGGGUUUCACUGCCAAUGCCAAUAAGAAGGAUGUUGUGAAGGGUCGUAAAAGUGUCGGUAAUAAAAUUACUGCCCAAAAAACAUCAACAUCUGCAAAUCAUUUCGCUCUGCCCCUAUAUAUGAGGGCGCCUGCGCCAUCAUCCGUUCCUAUUCCGAAACAAUUACUCAAGGAUUUAUAA